UAUAUAGUUAUAUGUAUUUAUACACAUUUAUAUGUGUAAUAAUAAUAGCUGGAGAAAGAAAAAAAUGGGGAUAGUGCCAAAGGAGGCAAUUGAGGUGAUUGCUCAGAGCAUUGGUAUCACCAAUUUGUCCCCAGAUGUCUUGCCUGCCCUCGCUUCCGAUGUCGAGUACCGUGUUCGCGAGAUCAUGCAGGAGGCUAUCAAAUGCAUGCGCCAUUCGAAGCGAACCAUUUUGACUACAGAUGAUGUGGAUAGUGCGCUUAGCUUAAGAAAUGUGGAGCCAAUAUAUGGCCUUGCCUCUGGAGAUCCUUUGCGGUUCAGAAGAGCAGCUGGGCAGAAGGAUUUGUUCUACAUCGAUGACAAGGAUGUUGAAUUUAGAGAUGUGAUUGACUCACCUCUGCCAAAAGCACCACUAGACACUGCAGUUGUUGCUCACUGGUUAGCUAUCGAAGGAGUUCAGCCUGCAAUUCCAGAAAAUGCUCCAAUUGAAGCGCUUGCAGUACCUCCCGACAACAAAAAAUCCGAUUACAAAGAAGAUGGAAACCCUGUUGACAUUAAAUCACCCAUUAAGCAUGUACUGUCUCGGGAGCUCCAGCUCUACUAUGACAAGAUUACGGAUAUCACUGUGAAUAAGGCUGAUUCCACUAUCUUUAAAGAAGCACUAGGGAGCUUGGCAACUGACUCAGGACUCCAUCCAUUAGUUCCUUAUUUCAUAUAUUUCAUUGCUGAUGAGGUUACGCGGAAUUUGAAUAAUUUCCGUAUCCUUUUUGCUUUGAUGCGUCUUGUCGGGAGCCUUCUCCAAAAUCCAAAUUUACAUAUUGAACCUUAUCUACAUCAAUUGAUUCCGUCUGUAGUGACCUGCCUUGUUGGCAAAAGGUUAGGAAAUAAAUUCUCUGACAAUCAUUGGGAACUUAGAAACCUUACAGCUAAACUGGCUGCUUCAGUAUGCAAGAGAUUCGGUCAUGUUUACCACACUCUUCAGCCACGUGUGACGAGGACUCUGCUCCAUGCAUUCUUGGACCCGACAAAAGCAUUGACGCAACAUUAUGGUGCAAUUCAGGGGCUGGCAGCCCUUGGACCUAGUGUGGUUCGUCUUCUUGUAUUACCAAAUCUUGAGCCGUAUUUGCAACUUCUAGAGCCAGAAAUGCAACUUAAUAAGCAAAAAAAUGAAAUGAAGAGGAACGAAGCUUGGCGUGUAUAUGGGGCCUUAUUGUGUGCAGCUGGUUUAUGCAUGCAAGAUUGCUUCAAGAUGUUCCCAAGUCUGCUAUCUCCGUCGACACGUGCCGUCUGGAAGAGUAAUGGAAAAGUCCUGACUGCAACACCAAAUAAACGUAAAGCAAGCAUGGACAACCUGAUGCAGCAGCCACCGCUCAAGAAAGCAGCCAUAGACGGUGCAAUGGGUGUAACAAACUCCUUGUCAGGAGACAUCCAAGGAGCGACUGGUGUAUUUUCGAAUACUCUUGGUGGUUCUGAUGCUGGUUUGCCAUCAAUGUCGCGGCAGUUAACAAAUGAAAACGUAGCAGGAAGCAACGGCAGAAGGGAGAAGUUUGGUGGUCAAACUUUAAAGAAAUCUACUGUUAUUGCUCAGGCUUGGAAGGACAUGGAUGCUGGCCGUUUUCUGCCAUUUCUAUCUGAAUAUUUUGGUGAAAGCAUGUUCUCCUUUAUGCCCAUGCCCGAGUCAUCUUUCUUCCUGUGAUCAAAUGGGGAAAAUUGGCAAUUGUUGUUGACCAAUCAGGUGUAAAUUCUGUAAUUGUUUUGACAUGAUGAUAGAUGUUAAAAGUUAAAACUGGUGCUUCGACAAUGCAUAGAUACCUCUGGAACUUAUUGGCUUACAAUUGAUUGUACCAAUAUCAAGAUAGAAAGUUCCCUAAAAUUUCUGAGACUCCAAUGUAUGUAUACAUGAAAUACUAAUGGAUUAAUUUUCGAGCUCAACUUCUUAUGGUUA
This is a messenger RNA of Cornus florida, 1942 nucleotides long. Its product is annotated as transcription initiation factor TFIID subunit 6-like. The record is from RefSeq and is a predicted model, not a curated record. NCBI's taxonomy places the organism in Eukaryota, Viridiplantae, Streptophyta, Magnoliopsida, Cornales, Cornaceae. Gene Ontology annotation, biological process: transcription initiation at RNA polymerase II promoter; RNA polymerase II preinitiation complex assembly. Gene Ontology annotation, cellular component: transcription factor TFIID complex; SLIK (SAGA-like) complex; SAGA complex. The coding region runs from base 32 to 1693 and encodes 553 amino acids. The transcript has 12 exons. Gene Ontology annotation, molecular function: RNA polymerase II general transcription initiation factor activity; protein heterodimerization activity; transcription coactivator activity.